CUCCGCAGCAGCAGCAGCACCGGGGCGUCGAGACGGCGGAGUGCACAGUGACAGGGCGUGUUGUCAUUUACAUGAUUAAAACACUAAACCGGGAGGAAUACACACACGGAUCGAUAGAAACAUAUCUUAAAUACACAGUCCGUCAUGGAAUCCUAUGACAUUUUAGCUAACCAGCCUGUUGUGAUUGAUAAUGGUUCGGGGGUUAUCAAGGCUGGUUUUGCAGGCGACCAGAUCCCCAAAUACUGUUUCCCUAACUAUGUGGGGCGUCCCAAGCAUGUGCGUGUGAUGGCAGGGGCCCUGGAGGGAGACCUCUUUAUCGGACCCAAGGCAGAAGAGCACAGGGGUUUGUUGUCGGUUCGGUAUCCGAUGGAGCACGGGAUAGUGAAGGACUGGAAUGACAUGGAGAGGAUCUGGCAGUACGUUUAUUCCAAGGAGCAACUGCAGACUUUCUCCGAGGAGCAUCCUGUGCUGCUCACUGAAGCUCCCCUCAACCCCAGCAAGAACAGGGAGAAGGCUGCGGAAGUUUUCUUUGAGACCUUCAACGUUCCUGCUCUCUUCAUCUCCAUGCAGGCUGUCCUUAGCUUGUACGCCACAGGUCGUACCACUGGUGUUGUGUUGGAUUCAGGGGAUGGUGUCACCCACGUGGUGCCAAUCUACGAGGGCUUUGCCAUCCCACACUCCAUCAUGCGCGUGGACAUUGCUGGGCGAGACGUCUCGCGGUAUCUCCGUCUGCUGCUGCGCAAGGAAGGCUACAACUUCAACACCUCCGCAGAGUUCGAGGUUGUUCGCACCGUCAAAGAGAGAGCCUGUUAUCUAUCUCUCAACCCGCAAAAGGACGAGACUUUAGAGACAGAGAAGGCUCAGUAUGUUCUCCCUGAUGGAAGCACUUUAAACAUCGGCCCGGCCAGGUUCCGCGCUCCAGAGCUGCUGUUCAGACCCGACCUGAUAGGAGAUGAAAGCUCGGGGAUCCACGAGGUCCUGGCUUAUGCUAUCCAGAAGUCUGACAUGGACCUCAGACGCACACUGUUCUCCACUAUAGUAUUGUGUGGGGGAUCGACAUUGAUCAAAGGCUUUGGGGAAAGACUACUAACUGAAGUCAAGAAGCUCGCACCCAAAGACGUGAAGAUCAAGAUUUCUGCUCCCCAGGAGAGGCUGUACUCCACAUGGAUUGGCGGCUCUAUCCUGGCAUCGUUGGACACCUUUAAAAAGAUGUGGGUGUCGAAGCGGGAAUACGAAGAAGACAGAGCACGUGCCAUCCACAGGAAGACCUUCUAGUUAGGGGCCGGCGCCUUGCGAUUGCCCCCAGAACUGCCCUCAAAUCUCCCCCAUCAUACUGUCGGAGACUCCCGUACUCCUGCACCAUCUCCGGGUACCUCUGCGUCGUCCUUUAUAAACCACUGUCAGUCUCCUGCUUUACCCCUCCACUCAGAGAAACGCACACGUUUAUGUGUGGUCGUUUCUAUAUUUACCUCCUUUUUUCCAUUCGCCUCCUUUUCCCCGACUUCCUCCUGCUGUAGGGUGACGGUGAGAGCCCCCGCCUCCCUCCAAACAUCCCAAACAUUCACAUACAGAGGGCCGUCAGGGUAUCUGGGAGGAUUAGCACUGUGGACUCUUACUACAGGCCAUGCUAUACUAUCAUUUAGUCCACAUUGAAGUAUUGGAAUGCUCUCUUGCCUACAAAGCCCUGCAAGGUUUAGAAUAUCAUGAAAUGUCAAUAAACAUGAAUGUUUUUUGUUUUUGUUUUUUUGCUACCGUUGAAAUUUCCAUUCCAAACCGAAGAUUUAGGUUUUUACUUGAUGUCCAUUUUGUAGACUUUUUCUGUUUCUGGCUCGUAAAGAACAAAGGAUUGAAGUACUAUAGACGUGUAUAGUGCAAGUGUCAGUGAGCAGGCAGAAGGUAAAGAUAACCACUGUAUUAUAAAUCUGACCUUAAGUGCACAGUUACCACCUGGGAGCAAAGUUGAAGCGGUUAAUUUAUCACCCAACUGAUUAAACUGAAGUAGCUUUUUAUGUCCUUAUAACCAAUGAAAUGUUUCUACAUGAACAUGACAUCCCGUGUUUGUGUUGAUGAGGAAAAUGUUCAGUACAGUCGGCGUUUUGUCUCAGCUGACAGGAUUAAAACAAAGUGUAGAAAAAUGCCUUGAUAUUUUUAUUAUUAUUAUUAUUAUUUUGGGGGAAGUUCAUCAUGGGUUCCGUGUUAACAGCGACUUAGAAGUGUAGUAUUUUUCAGCCCGGGGUCUUAUUCUCAUAAUCAAGAACACACACACACACUUUCAAUAACUCUCUGAUUUCAUUUUGGGGAGGUGAAACGGCCUCCAGCGCAGCAAUAUUGAUCAGAGCCACAGCUGGAAUCACUCUCAUGUGUCUCGACUUUACAAGUCUGGCAUCAAGUCCAAAUCAUUUCCUCAUCAGCGCUGAAACAUACUCCUCAUCUUUGAUUCUGGUUCAAAUAAACAUUGUCGCCCGUCAAAGUGAAACGACUCGCAAUCAUCCUUGAAAAAUGCCUGUUAUAGUUUCCCAGAAGCCACAAUGACAUCUUAAAAUCUUUGUUUAAUACGACCAACAGUCUUAAACAGAAAUAUAAUUAAUUUACGGUCAUAUUUGACCAAAAAAAGCAUCAAAUCCUCUCAUUUGAGAAGCUAAAACCAGUGAAUGUUUGGCCUUUUUGCUUGAAAACGGACUGAAACUUUUACCAAAGAGUAUCAGACGUUGCGGAUUAAUUUCCUGUCAAUCAACUUGCAUCAGCUUUAGUCUUUUGCUAUGACCUUUUCUAGCGUGCACACACAUCUAAACAUACCUGCGUGCAGCUUGUUUGGUCAGAGGGGCUAAUUUCUGUGUUUACUUUUGUUUAGACUGAAAGUGUUUUAUUAUUUCUGUAAAACUGAAGUAUAUUUAGAAAGCUUCCGCUUGUGCCCUGAUUUUUCUAGAGCUUCUCAGAGGAGAUGAGUGUAAAGUCAUUAUGACCCCACUGUAAAUUAUAAAAAAUGUCCUUUAAAUGCUUUUGUUUUAAGUGUAAUAUUACGCUGAUAUAAAAAUAGCAGUCAGAGUUUCCCCCACCUGUGUUAGAAGCUCUUUACUCAGAUGCAUGUCAGUUAAUCUUGUACAGUUAAAGAUCUCCACAGAGACAUGAAGCCAGGCUCUGGAGUCGGGACGGUUAAACACUUAAAAGGCCACAAAACGACGAGUGAUCAGUUUAUAAUGUAUUUUCCUCCUCCUCCCCACCUUGCCCUCCAUCUCUAUGUACUUGUAAAAGUCUGGGUGUUCUGAUUUCCCUGCAUCUGAAUGGCAGUGAAGGGGUCGUGUCCACACCUGUGUCCGCCUUACUCCGGUGCGUCUGCGCCGGAGCGUCCACGUCGUCUGCUUUUGGGUGUUUUUAAAAAAGAUUACAGGAAAAAAAAGAAGAGGUUGUGAAAUGUCGUCAGCCUUGUGUACAGUGGAACAAAAACAACCACAACAACAGGAUAACAGACUAAAAAUGUACAAUACUGUUUAUUCAAGUGUUUGCUUUUACUAUUCGUAAAUUCAGUAUAAUAAAUAAGUUAAUGGCUGCUGC
Messenger RNA from Micropterus salmoides (largemouth bass), 3552 nucleotides. RefSeq names its product beta-centractin. Bases 145 to 1275 code for a protein of 376 amino acids. Lineage: Eukaryota; Metazoa; Chordata; Actinopteri; Centrarchiformes; Centrarchidae. The record is from RefSeq and is a predicted model, not a curated record. The transcript is spliced from 11 exons.